Trichechus manatus latirostris (Florida manatee) is the source of this 1446-nucleotide messenger RNA. It is a transcript of the gene PRKRA, whose product is annotated as protein activator of interferon induced protein kinase EIF2AK2. Gene Ontology annotation, cellular component: nucleus; RISC complex; cytoplasm. The transcript is spliced from 6 exons. NCBI's taxonomy places the organism in Eukaryota, Metazoa, Chordata, Mammalia, Sirenia, Trichechidae. Gene Ontology annotation, biological process: siRNA processing; regulation of regulatory ncRNA processing. The record is from RefSeq and is a predicted model, not a curated record. Bases 186 to 983 code for a protein of 265 amino acids. Gene Ontology annotation, molecular function: siRNA binding; double-stranded RNA binding.
GCUCGCCGCAGCAGGGCCGGGAGACAGGUGCACCCAGGCCUCGCCAGCUCCGGCUGCCUGGGAGCUGAGGCACCUCCCCUGUCACAGUCGGUGGCUGUCAAAACUGGCCUUUGUAUGCUUCUGCUUCCCUCCACGCUUUGGCAUGCAAAGCACACCUUUUUUCUGGUCUUUGCAGUUUGGGGAAGAUGAUUACAGCUAAGCCAGGGAAAACACCGAUUCAGGUAUUACAUGAAUACGGCAUGAAGACCAAGAACAUCCCGGUUUAUGAAUGUGAAAGAUCAGAUGUGCAAAUACAUGUGCCCACUUUCACCUUCAGAGUAACCGUUGGUGACAUAACCUGCACAGGUGAAGGUACAAGUAAGAAGCUGGCGAAACAUAGAGCUGCAGAGGCUGCCAUAAACAUUUUGAAAGCCAAUGCAAGUAUUUGCUUUGCAGUUCCUGACCCCUUAAUGCCUGACCCUUCCAAGCAACCGAAGAACCAGCUUAAUCCUAUUGGUUCAUUACAGGUAAGUUGUACAGUUUUUCCAUACUUAACAUUUUGUCUACUGAUAAAAGGAAAGGGGGCUUCAAAAAAACAAGCCAAGAGAAAUGCUGCUGAGAAAUUUCUUGCCAAAUUCAGUAAUAUUUCUCCGGACAACCACAUUUCUUUAACAAAUGUAGUAGGACAUUCUUUAGGAUGUACUUGGCAUUCCUUGAGAAAUUCUCCUGGUGAAAAGAUCAACUUACUGAAAAGAAGCCUCCUCAGUAUUCCAAACAUGGAUUAUAUCCAGUUGCUUAGUGAAAUUGCCAAGGAACAAGGUUUUAAUAUAACAUAUUUGGAUAUAGAAGAACUGAGUGCCAAUGGACAGUAUCAGUGUCUGGCUGAAUUGUCAACUAGUCCCAUCACAGUCUGUCAUGGCUCUGGGAUCUCCUGUGGCAAUGCACAAAGCGACGCAGCUCACAAUGCUUUGCAGUAUUUAAAGAUAAUCGCAGAAAGAAAGUAAACUUGGCACAACUUAGAAAAUCCUUCAGUAGCACAUAAAAAGUUCCCUUCCUUUCCCAAGUAAAAUGUUUACUAUGUUUGAGUUUGUGUGUUGUUUCUAAAUCUCUUCACAGAUUCCAUCAACACUCCAGACUUAAUUAUCUCAUAGGAGUUGUUAUUAAGCUCUUUUUAAUGGCUUCAACUUUGUAUUGGUAUAUUGUAUUUAUAAACUUUGUACCACAAAGCAGAGUGUAGCACUCGUUUUACAACGCCAUGCACGUAGGAGGAAGAAGAUGCAUGUUUUUUGUUUAUAAUGAUGUUGACAAUGAUGAAAUAAAACUACUGCUAGCAACAGUCUUACUGGUGCUUAAACUCUUCUUUGUGCAAGGCUUUGUAAAGGGAAUUCAAAGGACAACACUAACAAGCUUUUAUUGAAUGUGACUGUAAAAUUGCAGGGAAAUGAUUGGUCUACUGUGUAUCUGAAU